GGAUCUUUUUUCUUGUUUUUGGUGGUGCUGGAAUUAGUGGCAAUGACUGAUUUUGAUGAUUUUAGGGGCUUUUUAUGAGCUUCCAAAUGAAGAAUCAGUUUGUUAUUUGCUUUGUUAGAAUCAUCAGUGAAUUGCGUUGUUAUGCUUUCAAUUUUGAGAAAGCUGUUAAUAUUGAUGUGUUGUGAUGUUAUACUCCAUGUGUAAUAACAGAAUUGAAUUCUUGAAUAAGAUUGAUAAUCCUGUUGAUAACCAGCAAGGUCUCUACGUCAUGGAUACACCAAUGUCUACCACUAAUUCCACAGCUGGUUCCAACCCUGGUUCGAACGAUGAUACACCACGUGUUAAAUUACUGUGUAGUUUCUUAGGUAGCAUAAUGCCUCGACCCCAAGAUGGGAAAUUGCGUUAUGUAGGUGGGGAGACGCGGAUUGUGAGUUUGCCUAGGGAUAUUAGUUAUGAGGAGUUGAUGAAUAAAAUGAGAGAGCUUUAUGAUGGGGCGAUGGUGUUGAAGUAUCAACAGCCUGAUGAGGAUCUUGAUGCGUUAGUCUCGGUUGUGAAUGAUGAUGAUGUGAUUAACAUGAUGGAGGAGUAUGAGAAAUUGGGUUCUGGGGAUGGUUUCACUAGGCUUAGGAUUUUUCUGUUUUCGAAUACAGACCAAGAUGGUUCAGCCCAUUAUGUUGAUGGGGAUGGAAGGGAGAGUGAAAGAAGGUAUGUGGAUGCACUAAAUAAUUUGAACGAGGGGCCUGAUUUUAGAAGGCACCAUCCUGAUUCCCCUUUGAUGGGUCCAAUUGAUGACAUUCAUUUACAAGAACAGUUUUUUAAUGGAAUGAAUCUUGAUGGUGGUCUCCUUAGCCACAGGAGUGGUGAGAUGUCAAUAUCACAGUACAACUUGCAUCAUGUUGCUAUUGCUCCUAGGUAUAAUGAGAUGGAGGGUCCAUGGAGUCCAGCAUAUUAUUCUCCUAGGCAUCACGGGCACCAUGAUCCAAGACCAUUAUCAGAGAUUCCAAACUCACCCCCUUCUGCACGGUACCGUAUGCAGUUUGGGGAAUUACCCGAUAAAGGGAUGGAAAGAAUGCCUGAAGAAUAUGCUCGGUUGCAGCUAAAUCAGCAUCCCCCUUUUGAUCACCAGGCACAGUAUUCUGAAAAUGUAGUAUGGAUGCCUGCUGGAGUAGUAGGUGGUGAUAAGGGUGGUUUUCCAGGUAACUUGCUGCACAGUCCCAGUGUUUUUGAAGGGAACAGUGUUUGUGAGCACUGCAGGGGGGCUUUCCCAAGAAAUCAACUGCAUUUGGAGCAACUCUGCAUGGGAAAUGGACUUCCUCAGGUUGCUAAUCCAGGUGCUGACUGUCCCCCAAACAGGGAGACUUUCAUAGUAAAUGCAGAUGCAAAGGUGCACCACCCCGUGUAUCCCAGAGAGCAGAAUGAUCCACGAGCUGUCUACAAUGAGACACAAGGCCAUGAAAGCGGAUGGAUUGUGCAGCAUCAGUUGAGUCCCCGCGCUGAUGAAGCCAGAAAACAUAUCUCUGGAGCUGCAAGAUUCACUGAUCACUACAUUGUAGAUGGUCCUGGCAUGAAUUACCCCCCUGGGCAUGGUAAUUUGGUGGAUGGCCAUCAUAUGUCCUCCCAUCACCGUCCUGGACCUGAAUUGGGUAAUGAUGUGUUUCACGAUCAAGCUGUGGCUGCUGUCCACAGCCUACAAGUUUCACCUCCCGAGGAACGCGCAGUACGGUAUGGGAAUUUUCCUUAUGCUUAUGGAUCUGAGAAUCUUCACACAUCGCCACAUGGACAUGCACAUCCACAGACUUUAUGGAGAAAUGCUCAAAUUCCAGUACAUGUCACUCCUUAUGAAGCAUCCGGUGCAGCUCCACAUGUGAGUAGUACUGUUAAUCCAUCGUUUCUUAGGGGCACGACAGAAGGCAGUCAAAGGAGUGGCAUUGGCGUGGAUAGUCAGAAACCUUGGGUUGAGUCCUCACAGAAAAUGCUGGUUUUUGAUGGGACAAAUUCCUUGGAAUAUUCUUACGGUCACAUGUUGAAAUUGAAUCCAAAUGCUAAUGGGGUAGAAAAUAAUCAGUCGUUUGCUCCAGAACCCCUUCAACCACCGCUCCAACAUGAAAUGCUAAACUUAUCUGCAAAAACAGUUACUUCUGGUUAUAACCCAGAGUUAAGUAAUACCAAUGUAGCUGAAGCAUCAAAAGUGGAGGGAACAAUCUUUCUUGGUGUAGAAAACCAAGCAAAUUGUGUGGGGAAAGUUGAAAACUUGGAUGUGUCAUGCAUGCCUUGUCCGGAUCAGGACAUGAUUGCUGAUAUGCAUGGCCAGGCAGCAUUUCCUGAGGCUGUCAAUUCCAAUUUCUCGAGGUUAGCUGAAGAAAGUGGUGAUACAGUGAAAGCGGGAGAAAGAGAUCCUUCUGCUGUUCCUGGAGAUCCAAACCUGUCAAUUAGCCGUAUGAGUUUCUUACCUGAUUUAAUUGCUUCUGUAAAGAAGGCAGCACUGGAAGAGGCUGAAGAGGUGAAAGCUAGAGUCAAAGAAAAUGCUGAUCCUGCAAAUAAUGAUUCAAUAUCAGGAGAAGUAGAUGAUAAGGAGCCUGAAGCUGUGAAUACUCAUGAAGAAGCAGAGCUGGGAUCUGACAAUGACAAUAUAAAAAACAACAAAAUUGAGCCUACAAAGGCUGAGGCAGAAGCUAUAGAAAGGGGAUUGCAGACAAUAAAAAAUGAUGAUUUGGAGGAGAUUCGUGAAUUAGGAUCUGGAACAUAUGGAGCUGUAUAUCAUGGGAAAUGGAAGGGUUCUGAUGUGGCUAUAAAGAGAAUAAAAGCCAGCUGCUUUGCCGGGAGACCUUCUGAAAGAGAGCGUUUGAUUGCAGAUUUCUGGAAGGAGGCUUUGAUAUUGAGUUCAUUACACCAUCCAAAUGUUGUUUCUUUCUAUGGUAUUGUUCGUGAUGGCCCUGAUGGAUCAUUAGCAACUGUUACUGAGUUUAUGGUUAAUGGAUCUCUGAAACAGUUUUUGCAGAAGAAGGACAGAACCAUUGAUCGUCGUAAAAGACUCAUCAUAGCUAUGGAUGCUGCUUUUGGAAUGGAGUAUUUGCAUGGGAAGAACAUUGUUCAUUUUGAUUUGAAAUGUGAGAACCUGUUAGUAAAUAUGAGAGAUCCGCAAAGGCCAGUUUGCAAGAUUGGUGAUCUGGGCUUGUCAAAGGUGAAACAACACACGUUAGUUUCAGGUGGUGUUCGUGGAACUUUGCCCUGGAUGGCACCUGAGCUUUUGAGUGGCAAGAACCACAUGGUAACAGAGAAGAUUGAUGUUUACUCAUUUGGGAUUGUUAUGUGGGAAUUACUUACGGGAGAAGAACCUUAUGCUGACAUGCACUGUGCCUCCAUAAUUGGAUAUCAGUCAGGGAAAUACCCUAAAAGCCCUUGAAGCGCUGCAGCUGCUCUGCGUGGAUGCAAGGAUGCUGUAGGAGCUGCUCAAUUCUUCUACAUUGUUCAUCUAAGUGCCUUUCAUGAGCAUGGCCAAACCAACUAAUAUGGUUCUCCCUCAAUUUAUUCUCGUUGAGUGUCACCACCACCUCUAUACUCACACUCAUUUCAUAUCCGGUCUUUUUGCUCAUUUAACUUUCACCUUAAAACUCAUUUUAGUUAAGCUCCAUUUAUUUAUGUUUGACUCUGCUUUUUGUGCUUUUUAGUUUUUAUGGGAAAGUCACCUUUCAGUCUAACAGGGAUUUUAGAUUCCAUAAUUCUCCAAUUUUAUUUUUCCAUUUCAACCUCCUCAGUUUAAUGCUCUGGAUAAUGCCUCUUUACUACAUCAUAAAGCACCUAGUUCCUGGAUUUUGCAUUUCCUUAAUUGCAUGUGGGGACUUGGAUGUUCUUGAAUUUUGACCGCUGGGUUUUCAUAGGGUAGACCAUGGAUUUCCAAUACUUAUAAAUUAUGUUUAUUGGAUAUGUUAACAAUAUUGAGCUAAAGCUGGUCGAUUUUCAGUAAGGGCAGUUUUUCAUUGGUCCAUCAUGCAUCCUGUGUUGGUGGCUGACUGGUGACUAUCAAUUGGACUAUGUUUUAGUCUCAUAAUUCUUGGCAGCAGAAAGAUAUGGGUUUCUAAAUAGAUGGAGCAGCAUGACCUCUAAGAUUAAUACAUGCCACGCAGAAAAUUCUGCAGAUUGACAGAUGUUUUUGAUGCUAAACUAUAACUAUCUGCUAGAAAACCUAAUAUAUAAUAUAAGAUUAUGCAUUAUGGAAACCUAAUAAGAAAUUUAAUAGUAUCUCAGGUACCUGUUUCUAUGUGAUGUGGGUCAGCUCCAGAGAGAGAGAGAGAGAGAGAGAGAGAGAG
Messenger RNA from Populus trichocarpa (black cottonwood), 4307 nucleotides. RefSeq lists its product as uncharacterized. Gene Ontology annotation, biological process: protein phosphorylation; signal transduction. The transcript has 8 exons. Gene Ontology annotation, molecular function: ATP binding; protein kinase activity; protein binding. Gene Ontology annotation, cellular component: cytoplasm. Lineage: Eukaryota; Viridiplantae; Streptophyta; Magnoliopsida; Malpighiales; Salicaceae. The coding region runs from base 185 to 3403 and encodes 1072 amino acids. The record is from RefSeq and is a predicted model, not a curated record.